UAGCCUAUAAUAUCAAUUUAUGCACUAGGAAAACAAUAAGAUAGAACAGCAAAAAUGGAACCAUUUACAUUGCAUGAUAUGCUCAUAAACUCAACGAAUCUUUAUAAGAUAUUAUGUGACUUUGGAAUCAAGAAUGUCUCAGAGUGUGAGGAUGACAGCGAGCCUCCUCCGGAACCGAAAGAUUUGAAUCAGACGGUACGUAUCUUCCUCUAUAGCCUCAUCUUCCUGGUCAGCGUGCUGGGUAACAGCCUGAUCAUCGCCGUGUUGGUCCGGAACCGCCGCAUGCGCACCGUCACCAACCUGUUCCUGCUCUCUCUGGCCGCCAGCGACCUGAUGCUCUGCCUCUUCUGCAUGCCCUUCACCCUCAUCCCCAACCUCAUGAGGGACUUUGUGUUCGGCUCGGGCAUCUGCAAGGUGGCCAUGUACUUCAUGGGGAUCUCGGUGAGCGUCUCGACCUUCAACCUGGUGGCCAUUUCCCUGGAGCGCUACAGUGCCAUCUGCAACCCCCUGACCUCCCGGACCUGGCAAACCAAGUCCCACGCCGCCAAGGUCAUCUCUGCCACCUGGGUGGUGAGCUUCCUGUUCAUGCUGCCCUACCCCAUCUCCAGCACCCUGGUGCCCUUCACCCGGGUCAACAACAGCACGGGCAACAUGUGCCGCCUGGUCUGGCCCAGUGAUGUCAUCCAGCAGUCCUGGUAUGUGUCCCUGCUGCUGCUUCUCUUCCUGGUUCCUGGGAUCAUGAUGAUGACAGCCUAUGGCCUCAUCUCCCUGGAGCUCUACAGGGGCAUCAAGUUUGAGAUGGCCAACAGGAAGUCCAGCAGAGAGAGACAGUGCAGCACAGGCAGCAUCAAACCCGGCGACAACGACGGCUGCUACCUUCAGCCCGCCAAGAAGAAGAAGGGCGAGCUCGCCCACCUCCAGAACCCUCCCUCGACCCCCAGCUCUAAUGUGACCAGCAACAGCAGAGACAACGUGGGCAGCAACAAGUCCAAGCUGAGCCGCGUGUGCAGCAACAGCUCCACCUGUAACCUGAUGGCUAAGAAGCGUGUGAUCCGCAUGCUCCUGGUCAUCGUCUGUCUCUUUUUCCUUUGCUGGACGCCCGUGUUCGUCGUUAACGCCUGGCGGGCUUUCGACCGCCAUUCUGCCGACAAGCUCCUCUCGGGGGCGCCGAUAUCCUUCAUCCACCUGUUGUCGUACACCUCCGCUUGUGUCAACCCCAUUAUAUACUGCUUCAUGAAUAAGCGUUUCCGCCAAGGGAUUCUGUCCACCUUCACCUGCUGCAGCAGCCCCAAGGCCGGUGGAGUAGGGAGGGGGGCUGGGAGUAGGAUGGGGACGGGGAGAGGGGGAGGAAGAGGAGGGAUGAGGAGUGGAGAGGAGAAUGGGCACACGCCGCAGAGUGGUAAUAACACGCGCUUCACGUACAGUAGUAUCCGUGGCUCCGCCCAGGCUUAGCUUCCUUUCUCCAUCA
Messenger RNA from Salvelinus fontinalis (brook trout), 1468 nucleotides. RefSeq names its product cholecystokinin receptor type A-like. Gene Ontology annotation, molecular function: neuropeptide receptor activity; gastrin receptor activity. Lineage: Eukaryota; Metazoa; Chordata; Actinopteri; Salmoniformes; Salmonidae. Gene Ontology annotation, biological process: neuropeptide signaling pathway. The coding region runs from base 55 to 1452 and encodes 465 amino acids. The transcript is spliced from 5 exons. The record is from RefSeq and is a predicted model, not a curated record. Gene Ontology annotation, cellular component: membrane.